Pseudoliparis swirei is the source of this 5570-nucleotide messenger RNA. It is a transcript of the gene xrcc2, whose product is annotated as X-ray repair complementing defective repair in Chinese hamster cells 2. Gene Ontology annotation, molecular function: ATP-dependent DNA damage sensor activity; four-way junction DNA binding; ATP binding. Gene Ontology annotation, biological process: DNA strand invasion; double-strand break repair via homologous recombination. The coding region runs from base 1 to 822 and encodes 273 amino acids. NCBI's taxonomy places the organism in Eukaryota, Metazoa, Chordata, Actinopteri, Perciformes, Liparidae. The transcript has 5 exons. The record is from RefSeq and is a predicted model, not a curated record. Gene Ontology annotation, cellular component: Rad51B-Rad51C-Rad51D-XRCC2 complex; replication fork; centrosome.
AUGCUUGAAAAUGAAACGCCAGACAGCCACGGAUGCCCUGGUCCUUUAUGGGACCACCAUGGUGAGGUGGUGGAGCUGUAUGGAACCGAGGGAACAGGGAAGACAGAGCUGCUUUACCACCUGCUGUGCCGCUGCGUGUUGCCGGUGGCUAACGGCGGUCUAGAGGUGGAUGUUGUGUUCGUGGACACCGACUACAGUCUGGACAUGCUACGACUGGUCAGCAUCCUGGACAGCCGACUGAAUGCCGCUCGUUCUACCAGCUCGUCUUCGGCUGAUUCCAAUGAGGAGGCCUUGCAUCUGUGUGUUUCUCGGCUCUUGGUGGUCCACUGCUCCUCCUCCUCCCAGCUCAUUCUCACGCUCCACUUUCUGGAGACUUCCCUGUCGUCGCGGCCUGGACUCUCGCUCCUCGUCAUCGACAGCAUCUCUGCUUUCUAUUGGCUGGACCGAUGCGAGGGCGGAGCCAGCGUCGCCAAACAGGAAGAGAAACUCAGCAAGUGUGCGGAGCUGCUGGUCGGGCUGCUCAGGAAUUAUAGAAUCACUGUCUUCGCCACCUGCCACGCCAUCAGGAGGAGCUACAAUGGCGCCUCCUGCUCUGACUCCGGCCGGCCGUACCUCUGUCGGCCCUGGCAGCGGCUGGUUACCCACCGGCUGCUGUGCUCCAGGCAGGAGGCUGCGAACAACAUGGCCGCCACAGCAGGAAGCAGCACGGAGAAAAGCAGCCGGCCGGUCUUCACCGUCCACUGCACCUCCUCUGGCUCCGAGGCCAAGGCUUACAGCAGCACCUCCUUCCACGUGACCGAGAGAGGAGUGAAGUUCAUCUGAGCUCACAGAACAUUCAACAUGUUAUUGAUUGUUGUUCUUUUAAAAUUAAUGUGUAAAUACAUUUGUCAAAUGUCUAUAAAGUAGUGAUCCAGGAGGUGUAAUUGUGUUUGUCAGGCCUUUUACUACACAGCUACAAGGGUAUCUAACCCUAACCCUCACUUAACCCUAACCCCAUCGGGUGUCUCUAGUGGCCCAUCGGGUGUCUCUAGUGGCCCAUCGGGUGUCUCUAGUGGCCCAUCGGGUGUCUAGUGGCCCAUCGGGUGUCUAGUGGCCCAUCGGGUGUCUAGUGGCCCAUCGGGUGUCUCUAGUGGCCCAUCGGGUGUCUAGUGGCCCAUCGGGUGUCUAGUGGACCAUCGGGUGUCUAGUGGACCAUCGGGUGUCUCUAGUGGACCAUCGGGUGUCUAGUGGCCCAUCGGGUGUCUAGUGGACCAUCGGGUGUCUAGUGGCCCAUCGGGUGUCUCUAGUGGCCCAUCGGGUGUCUAGUGGACCAUCGGGUGUCUCUAGUGGACCAUCGGGUGUCUAGUGGCCCAUCGGGUGUCUCUAGUGGCCCAUCGGGUGUCUAGUGGACCAUCGGGUGUCUCUAGUGGCCCAUCGGGUGUCUAGUGGCCCAUCGGGUGUCUCUAGUGGCCCAUCGGGUGUCUAGUGGCCCAUCGGGUGUCUCUAGUGGACCAUCGGGUGUCUAGUGGCCCAUCGGGUGUCUAGUGGCCCAUCGGGUGCUCUAUAAGUCUCUUAGGUCAACUCCUUAUUAUCAGGCUGCUCUAAUAAAUCUCUUAGGUCCCUCCAGUUGAUCCAGAAUGCUGCAGCUCGUGUUCUCACUAAACUAAGAAAAGAGAUCACAUCACUCCUGCACUAGCUGCUCUGCACUGGCUCCCAGUAAAAUCAAGAAUCACUUUUAAAAUUCUUCUCUUAACCUACAAAGCCUUGAUUGGUGAUGCACCAUCAUAUCUUAAGGAGCUUGUAGUACCAUAUUGCCCCACUAGAGAGCUGCGCUCACUAAAUGCGGGACUACUUGUAGUUCCUAGAGUCUUAAAAAGUAGGAGGAGCCAGAGCCUUCAGUUAUCAAGCUCCUCCUCUUUAUGGAACCAGUUUCACCUUCAGUCCUGGAGGCAGACUCCGCCCCCUCAUGUAGACUGAAGACUUUCCUCUUUGACAGAGCUUAUAGUUAGGGCUGAAUCAGGUUCACCUGGUCCAGACCUGGAGACGCUGCUAUAGGCUGAGAGCUGCUGGGGGACGUUUAGGAUACACUGAGCUCCUCUCUCCUCUCUCCUUAUGGAUGCUUAGGAUACACUGAGCUCCUCUCUCCUUAAGGACGCUUAGGAUACACUGAGCUCCUCUCUCCUCUCUCCUUAAGGACACUUAGGAUACACUGAGCUCCUCUCUCCUUAUGGACGCUUAGGAUACACUGAGCACCUCUCUCCUUAUGGACGCUUAGGAUACACUGAGCUCCUCUCUCCUUAAGGACGCUUAGGAUACACAGCUCCUCUCCUCUCUCCUUAAGGACGCUUAGGAUACACUGAGCUCCUCUCUCCUUAUGGACGCUUAGGAUACACUGAGCUCCUCUCUCCUUAAGGACGCUUAGGAUACACUGAGCUCCUCUCUCCUUAAGGAUGCUUAGGAUACACUGAGCACCUCUCUCCUCUCCUUAAGGACGCUUAGGAUACACUGAGCUCCUCUCUCCUUAAGGACGCUUAGGAUACACUGAGCUCCUCUCUCCUCUCUCCUUAAGGACGCUUAGGAUACACUGAGCUCCUCUCCUUAUGGACGCUUAGGAUACACUGAGCACCUCUCUCCUCUCUCCUUAAGGACGCUUAGGAUACACUGAGCUCCUCUCUCCUUAAGGAUGCUUAGGAUACACUGAGCUCCUCUCCUCUCUCAUUAUGGACGUUUAAGAUACACUGAGCUCCUCUCUCCUCUCCUCUCUCCUUAUGGACGUUUAGGAUACACUGAGCUCCUCUCCUCUCUCCUUAUGGACGUUUAAGAUACACUGAGCUCCUCUCUCCUCUCCUCUCUCCUUAAGGACGCUUAGGAUACACUGAGCUCCUCUCUCCUUAAGGACGUUUAGGAUACACUGAGCUCCUCUCUCCUCUCCUCUCUCCUUAAGGAGGUUUAGGAUACACUGAGCUCCUCUCUCCUCUCCUCUCUCCUUAUGGACGCUUAGGAUACACUGAGCACCUCUCUCCUCUCCUUAAGGAUGCUUAGGAUACACUGAGCUCCUCUCUCCUCUCUCCUUAUGGACGCUUAGGAUACACUGAGCUCCUCUCCUCUCUCCUUAUGGACGCUUAGGAUACACUGAGCUCCUCUCCUCUCUCCUUAUGGACGCUUAGGAUACACUGAGCUCCUCUCUCCUUAUGGACGCUUAGGAUACACUGAGCUCCUCUCUCCUCUCUCCUUAAGGAUGCUUAGGAUACACAGCUCCUCUCUCCUCUCUCCUUAAGGACGCUUAGGAUACACUGAGCUCUCUCCUCUCCUCUCUCCUUAUGGACGCUUAGGAUACACUGAGCUCCUCUCCUCUCCUCUUAUGGAUGUUUAGAUGUUUAGGAUACACUGAGCUCCUCUCUCCUCUCUCCUUAUGGAUGCUUAGGAUAGACUGAGCUCCUCUCUCCUCUCCUUAAGGACGCUUAGGAUACACUGAGCUCCUCUCUCCUGAUGGAUGUUUAGGAUACACUGAGCUCCUCUCUCCUCUCCUUAAGGAUGCUUAGGAUACAAUGAGCUCCUCUCUCCUCUCUCCUUUUGGACGUUUAGGAUACACUGAGCUCCUCUCUCCUUAUGGACGUUUAGGAUACACUGAGCUCCUCUCUCCUUAAGGACGCUUAGGAUACACUGAGCACUUCUCUCCUCCUCUCUCCUUAAGGAUGUUUAGGAUACACUGAGCUCCUCUCUCCUCUCCUCUCUCCUUAAGGACGUUUAGGAUACACUGAGCUCCUCUCUCCUAUCCUCUCCUUAUGGACGCUUAGGAUACACUGAGCACCUCUCUCCUCUCUCCUUAAGGAUGCUUAGGAUACACUGAGCUCCUCUCUCCUCUCUCCUUAUGGACGCUUAGGAUACACUGAGCUCCUCUCCUCUCUCCUUAUGGAUGCUUAGGAUACACUGAGCUUCUCUCCUCUCUCCUUAUGGAUGCUUAGGAUACACUGAGCUCCUCUCCUCUCUCCUUAUGGAUGCUUAGGAUACACUGAGCUCCUCUCUCCUUAAGGACGCUUAGGAUACACUGAGCUCCUCUCUCCUUAUGGACGCUUAGGAUACACUGAGCUCCUCUCUCCUCUCCUCUCUCCUUAUGGACGCUUAGGAUACACUGAGCUCCUCUCUCCUUAUGGAUGCUUAGGAUACACUGAGCUCCUCUCUCCUCUCUCCUUAUGGACGCUUAGGAUACACUGAGCUCCUCUCUCCUCUCCUUAUGGACACUUAGGAUACACUGAGCUCCUCUCUCCUCUCCUUAUGGACACUUAGGAUACACUGAGCUCCUCUCUCCUUAUGGACGCUUAGGAUACACUGAGCUCCUCUCUCCUCUCUCCUUAUGGACACUUAGGAUACACUGAGCUCCUCUCUCCUGUCCUCUCUCCUUAUGGACGUUUAGGAUACACUGAGCUCCUCUCUCCUCUCUCCUUAUGGACGUUUAGGAUACACUGAGCUCCUCUCUCCUCUCUCCUUAUGGACACUUAGGAUACACUGAGCUCCUCUCUCUCCUCUCUCCUUAUGGAUGCUUAGGAUACACAGAGCUCCUCUCCUCUCUUCUUAUGGACGCUUAGGAUACACUGAGCUCCUCUCUCCUCUCCUCUCUCCUUAUGGACGUUUAGGAUACACUGAGCUCCUCUCUCCUCUCUCCUUAUGGACGCUUAGGAUACACUGAGCUCCUCUCUCCUCUCUCCUUAAGGACACUUAGGAUACACUGAACUCCUCUCCUCUCUCCUUAAGGACACUUAGGAUACACUGAGCUCCUCUCUCCUUAUGGACACUUACGAUACACUGAGCUCCUCUCCUCUCUCCUUAUGGAUGUUUAGGAUACACUGAGCUCCUCUCUCCUCUCUCCUUAUGGAUGUUUAGGAUACACUGAGCUCCUCUCCUCUCUCCUUAUGGAUGUUUAGGAUACACUGAGCUCCUCUCUCCUCUCUCCUUAUGGAUGUUUAGGAUACACUGAGUGUCAUCGACCCUAUGAGACGACAUAGAUCCUAUCUGCUGAUGGAUCAUCGAGGUCUGGGUCAUGGAAUUCCUGCUACCGACUACGCCACUGUCCUGUUGAGACUCCGCCCACUGUUGAGACUCCGCCCACUCCUCUCUACCUCCAUCUGAUGGAUGGUGGAGGUCUCCAUCGUGGAAUAUGCCUCCUAUGAACUAUUCAUACACUCUGUCACAUUCAUUGAAUGUAUUUUAACUCUAAUCUGUCCUUCUGGUCACAUGACAUCUAUUGUUCUGUCCAUCCUGGAGAGGGAUCCUCCUCUGUUCUCUCCUCAAGGGUUCUGACCUUUCCCCCUGAAGGGUUAUUUGGGAGUUGUUCCUGAUCCCAUGUGAGGUCAAAGGUCAGGGAUGUCUAUGUGUACAGAUUGUAAAGCACUCCGAGACAAAUUUGUGAAAUUGGGCUAUACAAAUAAACUGAAUUGAACGUAAAUUAAAUGUAAAAAAACCCGAUAACAUUAUUUUUGCCGUCACAAGGCAAGCACCUAUUGCUCGGCGCCACUGAUUAAAUGUAAUUGCAUCAGCUGUAGGGGGUAACAUUAUUGUGAAAGUGAAUAAAUUAUGGUUAUUUUACUUUUUAA